AUGACGCAGAGCAAGCGUUGGAAUGACAAAAGACUCAUUUUUGAUUGGCAUCCUGAAGACGAUACAUCAGGAGAUAUGCUACCAAUUGCAGAGCUUCCAAGCUCAAAAAGGAGGGCUGGCGAUCUUUCUUGCCGCAUGGAUCUACUCCCAGAUAAGGAUAUUUCCUGCCAUUGGUCUGAGAAGCCGCUUUCUGCCAUGCAGGAGAGAGACUGGCGUAUUUUUAAGGAAGAUUUUUCACUUUCCACAAAAGGAGGCCGUCUUCCCAAUCCCAUCAGGAAGUGGUCCGAGUCCGGAAUUUCUACGAAUAUUCUGCGGGUACUUGAUCGAGCUGGGUUUGAAGAACCAACGCCAAUCCAGCGACAAGCUAUCCCGAUUGCCUUGGAAAACCGUGACCUUAUCGGGCUUGCUGAAACUGGAUCUGGAAAGACCCUUGCAUUUCUGAUUCCCAUCCUAAUGCUAUUGCAGAAGAGUCCUAAAAUUAUCGAGGAAACCGCUGCAGACGGUCCCUAUGCACUCAUCUUGGCGCCGACGCGUGAGCUUGCACUUCAAAUCGAGGCAGAGGCUGAAAGAUUUUCCAAGUCUCUCGGAUUCAGAGUUGCUUCGAUUAUUGGAGGUCAUACCAUGGCUAGUCAGGGAUUCAGGCUUCGCGACGGUGUCGAAAUUGUGAUUGCGACACCUGGGCGGCUUCGAGAUUGUUUGGAGCAGCGGAUUUUGACGCUCAACCGGUGUAGCUAUGUAGUGAUGGAUGAGGCGGAUCGACUUGUCGAUCUUGGCUUUGAACCAGAUCUAAAUUUCAUCUUGGAACAGCUUCCAUCUGCGCCCUGUAGGCUUGAUGCUUCAGACAUCGAGGAUGUCUCGCCGAUGCAGCAUGGAGGUACCUUUCGUCAAACGACAAUGUUUUCGGCCACCAUGCCACCUGCCGUUGAGCGGCUUGCCAAACGUUACUUGCGGAAACCCGCAACAGUUAUCGUUGGAACUGUCGGUCUCGCAGUGGGGACUGUCGAGCUACGCGUGGAAAUGAUAGCUGAAGAUCGCAAACGCAAUCGUCUGCUUGAAAUUCUCAACACGAUUGAUCACGAUGACCAAGACCAUAGCGAUAGGCACAAUUCAAGCCAUCGGAACCGUGGCCCAAAUAGAGAUCGUCCACAAGCUUCAUCUGAUCGCGACAGUUCGCUUGUUCUGAUUUUUGUCAACCUUAAAAGAACUGUCGACGUUCUCUGCAAGUUUCUUGAUGCUCGUGGAUACCAGACAGUCGGUAUUCAUGGUGGCAAAACACAGGAUGCUCGUGAGCAUGCACUGGGUCGCCUUAGAGACGGCUCGAAGCGCAUCCUGAUCGCCACAGAUGUGGCGAGUCGCGGUCUCGAUGUCCGCGACCUUUCCACAGUAAUCAACUACGAUAUGUCGAAAAACAUUGAGGGGCGCACUGGGCGUGCCGGUCGCUACGGCCUGGCAAUCACGUUUUUGACUCCAGAAGAUGCAGAUAUAUAUUACGACCUUCGGCGUGUAAUUGAGAAAAGCCCCCGCAGCCGGGUGCCGCCCGAGCUUGCCGCCCACGAGGCAGCCUCUGCACGUCCAGGCGCCCCGCGCACCAAACGCAAAAGCGAAGAGACAAUCUACGCCAGCGGGCAAUAA
Molecule: messenger RNA, 1632 nt
Organism: Mitosporidium daphniae
Lineage: Eukaryota; Fungi; Microsporidia
Exons: 4
Coding region: 1-1632 (543 amino acids)
Biological process (GO): mRNA splicing, via spliceosome
Cellular component (GO): catalytic step 2 spliceosome
Molecular function (GO): RNA helicase activity; ATP binding; RNA binding
Source: RefSeq, a predicted model, not a curated record